AUGCCCGCUUUCUUUGACCCGCAUACUCAGAUCCCCGCCGCUAUCAACAGCCAGUUACUACCUGCGCUUGAUGAUCUCGCGGCGGAUCCAGAUAGACUUGAGCGGGCGCUCAAUCGUCGCUUCGACCGCGAAGUGCCACCACAAGAUGACGACGAAACUGAAAGUGAUAUCGAGCAAGAAGCUCGCGACUUUGAACUUAGCCAGCGCCCGCGCGAGGCGAUCCUGGCGGAGUACAGAGAUCUGAUUGAUGCGCCGCUCGACGGAGACGAUGUGGACAAUCUCGCGUUCCAGUUCCAUCAUUCUCAUCACCUUUACGACCCGAGAAAACGCUACGAGGAUGAAUCCAAUCAUGAGCGAGGAUUAUUGCUUGAUUUUUACAGAAGCAAAUGGCCCGAUCCCAGGACAGAACGGUUCCUCGAAGGCGGCGGGAAGGGGGAGCUUCGGCGCAAAAUAAUUGCCCGGCACAUAGUCAAAAAGCGAUGGCAGAAUCUUGGGCUUUGGAAUACAAAAUGGGGCAUUCCUGGGCGGCUCAACCGUCAAGAAAACGAUAAUCUAGUACGGUGGAGAUGGGCAUUUGAGCCGGAGCCUUUGGAAUUUGGCCCUGAUCAUCCCGCAACCUUGGCCACGCAUCGAAGUAAAGGCCGCAAGUUCGGGGAGCAUCAGAACCCACCGCCGCCUCAUGCCAAUCCCGGAAGCAGCAAAUGUGCCUCCCAACAUGAAGCCCGCAACUUUAUCAUAACGCGCCCAUGGUUUCUCUGGGCGCAAGAGAAGAUGGAAUACAACCACAGGCUAGAACGCAUCCCACUUGCUUUUCUCGGCCGUUGCAGAGAGGAUGAGCCCGAUGCGGUUAAGGAACUCUGGAAGAAAAGAGGCCACUGGGAUGACAACUGGGAGCAACACACGACUUAUGUUGGGCGGCCCGUUCCGGGUUGGCGAUGGCCCAACGAAGACUCGGAUCUGGAACCUGACAAUUCGUACGAUCUAGAUACCGAGCUGACUCCUUCGGAAGUUGAUGCUCUCGAGGAUGUUGAUGCAUUGCCUCAGCCGCGACCCGUAGAGUUCUUCCCACAGCCGCCAACAGGCUUGACGGUGCCUCUGGGGUCGCUUUUUCCAAUACAGACGUACACACCACCACCUAAGAAGCGUCAGAGAAAGUCGACGGGCACGAAACAGGAGGGGCAGGGAUCGACGGAAAAGCGGCGCGGUCGCCCACCCAAGUCGGCAAAUCGAGUCGAAAUGCCCAAGCAGAAUUCUUCUGUUCAACAAAGGCUGCCAAGGGCAAAGCAUCGACCGCAGAAGAAUACCGUCGACAACUGGGCAGACCAGCCGCGCCGCAGCGCAAGAAUAGCAGCUCAUUCUGCCGCACCAUCCGAGCCAGUGCCAGCAUCGUUCCCGUGCCAGCCACUCAACCUGCAGUCAAAUUCAACCAAAACAGGGGGCAGGAAACCCCGGCCACUCCCUGCGCGAGCUCCUGCACCAGAGGGUCCCAAGAGGGCUCGUGGUCGACCAGCGAUGGAAACAUCCUCUACGGAAUCCAAACCAAGAGGACGUCCCAGCAAGGUUGUAGCGUCAAAUGGGGUAGAGAAGCCGAAAAGUCCGCCUGCCAGGCACGGGAGGAAACCAAAGGCUUUGGAUGAAGUAGCCGUAGCCAGCACUAUCAAGGGAACAGCCACAGCUCCAGCGCAUGGAAGAGGUCGUCCAAGGAAGAGUGGUUGA
Messenger RNA from Pyricularia oryzae 70-15, 1716 nucleotides. RefSeq lists its product as uncharacterized. The record is from RefSeq and is a predicted model, not a curated record. Lineage: Eukaryota; Fungi; Ascomycota; Sordariomycetes; Magnaporthales; Pyriculariaceae. Gene Ontology annotation, molecular function: DNA binding. The transcript has a single exon. The coding region runs from base 1 to 1716 and encodes 571 amino acids.